AAAUGCUGGGAUUACAGGCGCCAGCCGCUGUGCUGGGGCGGGUUAGGGGUGAGCUGGGUGCGGAAGCGCCGCGGAGGGGGACCCGGUGCUAACGGUGCUAACGGUGCUAACGCUGCUAACGCUGCUAACGCUGCCCGCUCCCCGCCCGCCCGCAGGUGCGCAGGAGGAUGGUGGCGCGGCCCUAGGCCCACGCUCCGCACCAUGACCUGCUGGCUGUGCGUCCUGAGCCUGCCCCUGCUCCUGCUGCCUGCGGCACCGCCCCCGGCUGGAGGCUGCCCGGCCCGCUGCGAGUGCACCGCGCAGACCCGCGCCGUGGCCUGCACGCGCCGCCGCCUGACCGCCGUGCCCGAAGGCAUCCCGGCCGAGACGCGCCUGCUGGAGCUCAGCCGCAACCGCAUCCGCUGCCUGAACCCGGGCGACCUGACCGCGCUGCCGGCGCUGGAGGAGCUGGACCUGAGCGAGAACGCCAUCGCGCACGUGGAGCCCGGCGCCUUCGCCAACCUGCCGCGCCUGCGCGUCCUGCGUCUCCGUGGCAACCAGCUGAAGCUCAUCCCGCCCGGGGUCUUCACGCGCCUGGACAACCUCACGUUGCUGGACCUGAGCGAGAACAAGCUGGUCAUCCUACUGGACUACACCUUCCAGGACCUGCACAGCCUGCGCCGGCUGGAGGUGGGCGACAACGACCUGGUGUUCAUCUCGCGCCGCGCCUUCGCGGGGCUGCUGGCCCUGGAGGAGCUGACCCUGGAGCGCUGCAACCUCACGGCUCUGUCCGGGGAGUCGCUGGGCCACCUGCGCGGCCUGGGCGCCCUGCGGCUGCGCCACCUGGCCAUCGCCGCCCUGGAGGACCAGAACUUCCGCAGGCUGCCCGGGCUGCUGCACCUGGAGAUUGACAACUGGCCGCUGCUGGAGGAGGUGGCCGCAGGCAGCCUGCGGGGCCUGAACCUCACGUCGCUGUCAGUCACCCACACCAACAUCACUGCCGUGCCGGCCGCCGCGCUGCGGCACCAGGCGCACCUCACCUGCCUCAAUCUGUCGCACAACCCCAUCAGCACGGUGCCGCGGGGGUCGUUCCGGGACCUGGUCCGCCUGCGCGAGCUGCACCUGGCCGGGGCCCUGCUGGCCGUGGUGGAGCCUCAGGCCUUCCUGGGCCUGCGCCAGAUCCGCCUGCUCAAUCUCUCCAACAACCUGCUCUCCACGUUGGAGGAGAGCACCUUCCACUCUGUGAACACGCUGGAGACGCUGCGCGUGGACGGGAACCCGCUGGCCUGCGACUGUCGCCUGCUGUGGAUCGUGCAGCGUCGCAAGACCCUCAACUUCGACGGGCGGCUGCCGGCCUGCGCCACCCCGGCCGAGGUGCGCGGCGACGCGCUGCGAAACCUGCCGGACUCCGUGCUGUUCGAGUACUUCGUGUGUCGCAAACCCAAGAUCCGGGAGCGGCGGCUGCAGCGCGUCACGGCCACCGCGGGCGAAGACGUCCGCUUCCUCUGCCGCGCCGAGGGCGAGCCGGCGCCCACGGUGGCCUGGGUGACCCCCCAGCACCGGCCAGUGACUGCCACCAGCGCGGGCCGGGCGCGCGUGCUCCCCGGGGGGACGCUGGAGAUCCAGGACGCGCGGCCGCAGGACAGCGGCACCUACACGUGCGUGGCCAGCAACGCGGGCGGCAACGACACGUACUUCGCCACGCUGACCGUGCGCCCCGAGCCGGCCACCAACCGGACCCCGGGCGAGGCCCACAACGAGACGCUGGCGGCCCUGCGCGCGCCGCUGGACCUCACCACCAUCCUGGUGUCCACCGCCAUGGGCUGCAUCACCUUCCUGGGCGUGGUCCUCUUCUGCUUCGUGCUGCUGUUCGUGUGGAGCCGCGGCCGCGGGCAGCACAAGAACAACUUCUCGGUGGAGUACUCCUUCCGCAAGGUGGAUGGGCCGGCCGCCGCGGCGGGCCAGGGGGGCGCGCGCAAGUUCAACAUGAAGAUGAUCUGAGGGGUCCCCAGGGGCGGGCCCUCCCCUCCCACCCCUCGCGGGCCGGCCGCUCGCGUGUCCACCUAUGCAUUUUCCGGAGGGGGCGGGGGCGGCUGCACGGCGGCUCUCCUGGCAAAACUUCCCCUUUUUUUGUAGACGCCCAACCGCAGGACUGUUUUUCAUCAGCAUGCGUCUUUUUGCAGUUUCUCAAGCGUUUUCUAAAGGUUUCAACCCGUCUUCCUGUCCCUGCUCUGGUGGCUGAGUUGGGGGUGGGGGUGCGGGCUGCAAGGGUGGGGCGAUGGGCUCCCAUCUACCAACCUGGAAUGACUGGGGGUGCUGAGAGACCCCAAGAUCCUCAGGGCCCGCAAUUCACACCCAGGAGGCACAAGACUGCUGCCCCCAAGCCCUGGGCUUCCGCUCCCCCAGCCUUUUACACACAGAUCACACCAGGGAGACGGUGGACACCCAAGACCCACAAAGGGCCCUACAGCCCCAAAGGGAGGGUGCACAGAAAGUCUGCAUUGCUCACACCUGGGCCUCCUGCACCUCACACCCAGAGACACACUGACACCUGGAACCCAACCACACAGAUGAAACACACCUCACACCCAGCCGACACUAAAACCAGACCCGGGGCGCCAGAGCUGACCACAGGGGCAGGCAGGGCUCUCGUGAGAGCAAAGUUCUCACCCGGGACAGGCACAGCUCACACUCGAGACACAGCUCACACCCGGGACACAGCUCACACCUGGGACAGGCACAGCUCACACCCAGGACACACAGCUCACACCUGGGACACAGCUCACACCCAGGACAGGCACAGCUCACAUCCAGGACACACAGCUCACACCCGGGACAAGCUCACACUCGGGACAGGCACAGUUCACACCCGGGACACAGUUCACACCCAGGACACAACUCACACCCGGGACAGGCACAGCUCACAUCCAGGACACACAGCUCACACCUGGGACACAGCUCACACCCGGGACAGGCACAGCUCACGCCCAAACACAUAGCUCACACCUGGAACACAGCUCACACCAGGACACAGCUCACACCCAGGACAGGCACGGCUCACAUCCAGGACACAGCUCACACCCGGGACACAGGUCACACCCAGGACACAGCUCACACCCGGGAUACAGCUCACACCCAGGACAGGCACAGCUUACACCCGGGACACAUAGCUCACACCUUGAACACAGCUCACACCCGGGACACAGCUCACACCCAGGACACACUCAGUUCACACUGGAACACACAGCUCACACCUGGGACAUGCUCAGCUCACACCUGAGACACAGUUCACACCUGGAACAGGCACAGCUCACACCCGGAACACAGUUCACACCCGGGACAGGCACAGCUCAUGCCUGGGACAUACAGCUCACACCUGGAACACAGCUUACACCUGAGACACAGCUCACAUCUGAGACAGGUACAGCUCAUACCCAGAACACACAGCUCACACCUGGGACACACUCAGUUCACACUGGAACACACAGCUCACACCUGGGACAUGCUCAGCUCACACCUGAGACACAGUUCACACCUGGGACAGGCGCAGCUCACACCCAGAACACAUAGCUCACACCCAGGACACACUCAGCUCACACCCAGAA
Molecule: messenger RNA, 3584 nt
Organism: Piliocolobus tephrosceles (Ugandan red Colobus)
Lineage: Eukaryota; Metazoa; Chordata; Mammalia; Primates; Cercopithecidae
Gene: LINGO3
Product: leucine rich repeat and Ig domain containing 3
Exons: 1
Coding region: 202-1980 (592 amino acids)
Cellular component (GO): plasma membrane
Molecular function (GO): protein binding
Source: RefSeq, a predicted model, not a curated record